Messenger RNA from Myotis davidii, 847 nucleotides. It is a transcript of the gene PDZK1IP1, whose product is annotated as PDZK1 interacting protein 1. Bases 180 to 524 code for a protein of 114 amino acids. The transcript is spliced from 5 exons. The record is from RefSeq and is a predicted model, not a curated record. NCBI's taxonomy places the organism in Eukaryota, Metazoa, Chordata, Mammalia, Chiroptera, Vespertilionidae.
AGCCCAGCCUUCCUGCCAGGAAGGGGGAGCUGAUGUAAAAACUCCGGGGAGGCCUUGGGCUUGGAGCUCCUCUCCUCCCGGGCCAGACUGCUGGGCUACGCUCUGGCUGAUCUCAGCACGUACCCACAGACCUCACAGAUUCCAGGAGCCCAGAGGAGGCCUGGGAGCUGCCUGCAGCCAUGUCAGCCCUCAGCCUGCUCAUUCUGGGCCUGCUCUCCGCGGUGCCACCUGCCAGCUGUCAACAAGGCCUGGGGAACCUGCAGCCCUGGAUGCAGGGCCUGAUCGCCAUGGCCGUGUUCCUGGUCCUCGUUGCAAUCGCCUUUGCUGUCAACCACUUCUGGUGCCAAGAAGAGCCGGAGCCCGUGAACAUGGUCAUGACCGUUGGCAACAAGGAAGAUGGGAUUCUGGCAGGAACGGAAGGGAAGUACUCCUCGAUGGCGGCCAGCUUCAGGUCCAAUGAGCAUGAGAAUGCCUAUGAGAACGUCCGGGAGGAGGAGGGCAGGGUCCGGAGCACCCCCAUGUGACCCCACUUGCCGGCGGCCCCCAGCGCUGAUCCUGGGCGCCUGGAAUCAAUGCCAUGCCACUGAGCAGGAAUCUACAGCAACAGGCCGACUUCUCCACCACACCCCACCCCACCCUCCUUUGAAUCCUCCUUCGGAACUCAGACUGUGCCUGGGAUGGGGCUCCACUGUGGCUCUGAGGUCUCCUGGGGGGUCUCCCACUCAAUUCAAUUCAGGAGACCCUUCUGAAGGAGACAGUCAGCUCAGCACCUCCCAUCCUGCCUACAUUUCCUCCCCUCACUGUGGAAAUGGCCUUAUUUCUGUGAAUAAAACCUUUUUGUACUUCG